AUGGCACUGAAGCUGCCAGUGGGCCAAAAGCGGCUCACCAAUGUAGCCGUAGUCCGGAUGAAAACACAUGGCAUCCGAUUCGAGAUCGCAUGCUACAAGAACAAGGUGCUGAAUUGGCGUGAGGGGAUCGAAAAGGACAUAGAGGAGGUUCUCCAAACCGAGACGGUCUUCACCAACGUGUCCAAGGCGAUCAUCGCCAAGGAGAAGGACUUGCAAAAGGCCUUCGGAACCGUGGAUCUUCUUGAGAUCUGCAAGAAGAUUCUCAAAGACGGUGAUGUGCAAGUGUCUGACCGAGAGCGGGAGGUCCACAUGGAGGGUCUCUGGAAAGACAUCGUGCAGAUCAUUGUGGAACGCUGCGUGCAUCCACAGACGGGCCGGCAGCUCACCGCUCCGACGGUGGAGUCUGCGCUGAAGUCCACGGGCUUCAGCGUGCAGCCGGACCAGGCGGCCAAGAGGCAGGCCCUGAAGGCCAUGGAAACCUUAGAGGCGAAGAUGCCCGAGAGCUUUGCCCGGGCGAAGAUGCGGCUACAGAUGAUAUGUCCGGAGUCGCUCCUGGCAAGCAUCCGCAAGCACGUCGUGGAAGUCUGUGCGGCCAAGAUCGAGUCCGAGUCCCACAACCCCGGCGCUUCGGCCGAGGAAUCCCAGAAGGCACCGGCGGCCAAUGGGGACGCAGUUGCGAGGAUCACCUUCGUUUGUGACCCAAGUCAGUACCGAGAGCUGGACCGACUGGCCACCGUCGUGUAUGGUGCCGAGAACGUCUCGCUGCAGGUGUUGACGCAGACCGUGCUUUGUGAGGUCGCGACGCAGAUAUCGAGCGACCUGCCCAAAGGAGCACCGCCCGAGCGGCCCGCUCCCGCCGCUGGCGGCUACGUGGCAGAGAAGCCCUCGGCCAAGAAAGGCUUCCGGUGCUCCGUCUGCCAAGUCGACUUCGAGGACGCCGCGGCCUACCGGGCACACUGCCGCUCUGAGUGGCACAACUUCAACCUCAAACGGAAGGUGAAGGGGUUGCCGCCCUUGUCUGAGGAGGACUUCGCAGAAGUGGGCCUUGACAUGCGAGAAGGCUUUCAUGGAGCAGAUUGA
Molecule: messenger RNA, 1080 nt
Organism: Symbiodinium sp. CCMP2456
Lineage: Eukaryota; Dinophyceae; Suessiales; Symbiodiniaceae
Source: the annotation of a GenBank genome assembly